This is a messenger RNA of Centropristis striata (black sea bass), 7881 nucleotides long. RefSeq names its product FERM domain containing 3 (gene frmd3). NCBI's taxonomy places the organism in Eukaryota, Metazoa, Chordata, Actinopteri, Perciformes, Serranidae. Gene Ontology annotation, molecular function: cytoskeletal protein binding. Bases 218 to 2128 code for a protein of 636 amino acids. The record is from RefSeq and is a predicted model, not a curated record. Gene Ontology annotation, cellular component: cytoskeleton. The transcript has 16 exons.
CCUCCUUCCCUCUCUGUUGCAUCCAUCCAUUCUCUUAUCCAUUCACCCAUCUCUCCAUCCACCCAUUCAUUCCCAAGGGCGUUACAAGGGGUGACAAGACCCGACUGAAAGGCGCAUGCAUGUAUGCGUGCUUAUGCGUAAUUCCUCCGUGUAUGUGCGUAUCUGGUCUGCCUGUGGAUCCCCUGACAUGAGGAGCUGAAACAGACCCGACAGAAGGAUGAAAAUGCUCCGGUUUCGCAGCCCCAGCAUCCGCUCCUUGGACCAGGAGGUCCUCUGCACGAUCCGGUUACUGGACGACUCCGAGAUCUCCUGCAGCAUCCAGAGAGACACCAAGGGCCAGUUCCUGUUGGACCAUGUGUGUAACCACUACAAUCUACUUGAGAAAGACUACUUUGGUAUUCGAUAUGUGGACCCAGAGAAACAGAGGCACUGGCUGGAGCCCAAUAAGCCCGUGGUGAGGCAGAUGAAGUCAGCUCAGCAGCCGUACAUGAUGUGUUUCCGGGUCAAGUUUUAUCCCCACGAGCCAAUGAAAAUCAAGGAGGAGCUCACCAGGUACCUCCUGUACCUCCAGCUGAAGAGAGAUAUCUACCAUGGUCGUCUCCUCUGUCCUUUUGCUGAAGCUGCAUAUCUGGGAGCCUGCAUCAUACAGGCUGAGCUCGGGGACUAUGACCCAGAGGAGCAUCCAUCAGACUACAUCAGAGACUUCAAACUGUUCCCUAAACAAUCUCUCAAACUGGAGAGAAAGAUUAUGGAAAUACACAAGAACGAGCUCAGAAGCCAGGGUGCUCCAUUUGCAGAGUUGAACAUGCUCCAAAGGGCUCACAGCCUCGAGACGUACGGGGUUGACCCUCACCCAUGCAAGGAUUUCACAGGCUCCACGGCUUUUCUCGGGUUCACAGCCACAGGUUUUGUGGUCUUCCAGGGAAACAAGAGGAUCCACCUCCUCAAAUGGGCUGAUGUGAGCAAACUAAAAUUCGAAGGGAAAACCUUUUACGUCAUCGGGAUUCAGAAAGAGAUCUCCUUAACAGGCAGGAUUCACUGUAACAGGAUGAAGAAACUGGUGUUGACAUUUCACACCUCGACCCCUGCUGCGUGUAAGCACUUAUGGAAGUGCGGGGUGGAGAACCAAGCCUUUUACAAGUGUGCCAAGUCAAGUCAGAUAAAGACAGUUUCCAGCAGUAACAUCUUUUUCAAAGGCAGCCGGUUCAGAUACAGUGGAAAAGUAGCCAAGGAGGUGAUAGAAGCCAGCUCUAAGAUCCAGAGAGAUCCACCGGAAGUGCGCAGAGCCCAGUUUGGUCAGAGUCGCAGUUUUAACUCUCUGAGCCAUAAAAACCUCAUCAUGAACAUGGAACCGCUGGUACCUGCACUGCCCUCCACCAACGAAUACGAAGAGACGGCCACAGACAACGGUGUUGUUGCUGUGAAGGACUCUGUUCCCUUGUCUCCUCUCAAACCUUCAGCUGCCCCUGCCGACACAGAGCAACAGAGUAAUGAAGGAGGAAACUCUGCUUUAGGCAGCGACCUGCAGCCUCCCCGUGUUUCCAUGGAAACCUCAAAUCUCCGACCUCAGACACCCAAAGCUGAAGAUGAAGUGGAGGACGACGACGAGGCCAGCGGCCCACUCACCAUCUCUGAGCUCGUCUACAGCCCUUGUGCCAGCAUGCUGCCCUCCCCAGUGGAUGACAGUCAGGGAGGCGUGGACCUGCUCUUCUCCUCCCCGGUCCAAAGCCCCGCCAGGCUGCUGAGAGAGCUCCAUGCUGACCCUGACAUCCAGGCCCAGCUGGAGGCUGAAAGGGAGCGAGACCGGGCCUACGAACACACCCGACAGGCUGCUAGAAGAAGAAUGGGUGGCGUUCUGACCAGCAGCCUGCGCCUGCUGUCGUCCAAUGAGAGAGUCAACGCAUGUGUGCUGAGCGUGGCCCGCUUUGUUGCCGUGGUAAUGGGCGUCCUGCUUGUCACUGUGCCCACACUGCUGCUACUGCUGGAGUCAGACAUCGACGUGUCGUUCCUUCAUGAGAUCCGCCAGACGCCGGAGUUUGAGCAGUUUCACUACGAGUAUUACUGCCCACUCCGGCGCUGGAUCCUGUGUAGGAUCAGCAUGGCCAUGGAGAACCUCUGGUCAGACUGAGCAGGAGGAGAACAAGAGUGAGAGAGUGAAGAGUCACAGCAGGGGGAACAAACAUGCCCAAAUGUCUGUCUUAACAUGUCAUUCAAUCUUAUAUUCAGUCUCAACAACUGGUGAGACAAAGGAAGCAGUCUACCAAUGAGAUGAAAUAAUUUCUCUUGUUUAAGAGCAACUUUAGUUUAUUUUAUUAGCAGGUGCAAUGGAUCUUUAAUGAGGGCUAACACAAUUGCAGUAGAAUGUUUUUAAAAAGAGUUUGUACAACAUUAUUUCUAAUUGAAUUUACUCAAAAACAAGAAGAGUUGUUUCACCUCUUUGGCAACUUAAUCUUGAAGAAAAGAGAGAUGAGAAAGAUUUAAUCAUAGGAUCCAAUCACUUGUUAAGACACUUUUGGCAGCGAUGAACUGAAAAGAAAGAGGACAAGUAAUGCUGUAAGUUUUCAAGGAAAAACCUGUGGAAGGGAGAGAUUCAUGAAAAUAAAAAAGGAGGCAAGAAAAUGUCACAAAAAGAUCCAGAAAAGAAAAAAAAUGGGCAGUUUUGUUUAGAUUUAAAGGUCUGUUCACUCCUGAUGCUGACUAGCUGAUGCAAUGACUCUGGUAAAUAUCGCAACCCAUUCUGAUUGAUUCUUGCCAUCAGGGUGGAACACCUGAUUGGUCACAGAGCCUGUCAGUCAUGACGGAGUGGAUGGGCACAGAAAGAGAAAUGAUUGUCACUGAACGCUACAAUAGCCACAGUCAGAGGUACAUUAUAUAUAUUUAAAAACAAAAGAGAAAUAUUGAUAAUUAAUACCAAUCUUAAAUAAGUUGUUUUUAACGUUUUGUACAUUUUUAUGUGAUCCAGAUCUUUCAGGAAUUUUUCAGUCAGAGGAUCUACUUUGAGCUUAUUUUGAGAUUAAGAGUUUACAAAAGAUUACAAAAAAAAAAAGCAAAUUUAUUGAAGUUUAUCGGGGUGAUGGGUGUUGAUAAAUUUAAGAUAUUUUUUAAGACUACCAUCAGCAUUUGCUGGCCUGGUAGCACCCUGGGUUUUUCCUACAGAGGCUAUAGCACAAAUCUUUUACACAUGACCACAGAUUACAACUGUUUCAGAUUAUGUGAUGUCAUUUUGGAGACAGGAGGGCGGCAGAGGAGAGAAACUUUAGUCUCUUUGUGAUGAUGUGUGUUUUGUUGAACUUCUAAAUGUCUUCUGAACUCAAUGUAAGCUCACUAAUUGAGGCUACUAGUGCAUCUUUCAGUGUGUUUUAAGACACAGUUUGAACAUAGAAAGUAUAAAGAGAUACUAAAGGAAGAAAAGGUUACCUGUAGGCUUAUGAUGGAAAGUUAGAGUGUUGUAAUGGUGAGUAAAACCGUGAUUUUGGGUCGUUUGUUAUUCAGUGGUCUGCUACUUUUGCAGAGGAAUUUGAAGUGAUAGGAUGGUGAACUCAAAAGGCCCAGAGAAGAGGGUUUGUAUACUUCUGCAGCUACGUGACACAUGAUGGGACAAGUUAUGCGUUUAAUGGUCUAAAUCUCUCAUACAGGUCUUUCUCUAGUUGUUUUCUGGUGUAGAAGAUGUUGAUCAGACUGAACGAACAUGGUACAGUAGAAGUACAGUCGCAGGUUUUGCAGCAUUUUAGUCACUAAAUCAAAUUAGAAAUGAUUUGUAGCCAUUUCUAAGAAGAUCUGUGAUGACGUCAUAUUGAGCAUCCUCAUUUAGACGACUGCAACUGUUUGUACAUGAUAGUAUAUCCUCAUUUUAAUGUCAGUGACCAACAUGACAGAGUUAUAAGUAAUUAUUUGGAUGGGGAAGAUGUUUGAGAAAUGUGAUAUAAAGCUGUGUGCAUGGACAUUCACUGGUCACAUGUCUGGACUUCCCAAAAUGUCUGGGCAGUGUUGUCAGAUGUUAAAUGUUAAACUAUCACACCAGAGGCUUUAAGUUAUCAUAGUUUGUGGACAACUAUUGUACACUAGUCAUAAGAACAAGAACAAAUAGAAGAAAUGUGUAAUUUUACCUCACCAACAAAUCUACCCACAUUUUGUUUUUUGUUGUUGUUCAAACUAAUUGAGAGUUGCUUUAAUAUAGAGCUUAGACCAAGCAAGAUUGGAGGUCACAUAAGAAACACGGAGGUAGGACAAAUAUUUUGCAUGUCAGGGAAUGAAUUAAAAUAGAGAAGCACAGACAAAACCCAGCUCCUUAUUGUAAGCAUGCCAAAAUGGUCAAAUUAUAAUACAUAAUGGCACUUUUGACAUCAACAAUGGUGCAUCAUACAGAGGGCAAAAUUAUCAUACAAAAAUGCAUAUCGUAAAUCUGACAACGCUGCGUCCAGAGCUGACAAGUCAAAGAGAUAUCAAACUCAAAAAGUGAGAUGGGAUGCAAAAAUAUCUGAACUUGUAAAAUAGAAAAGAAUUAACUAUAGAAUGUGACUUAAUGCUGGGGGUUGGUCUGUGUAACACAAUCUUGUGUAAUUAUUUGGCUGACCAGUGACUUUUGGGAACUUACAGCCUCACCUUGUGAUUGUUCAUCAUAAUGACAGUGCCUGUCAGUUACAGUAUUGUGGUUCUGCAUGGAGAUAAAACAAAGAGGAACAGCAAUGAGAAAUGACUUCAGAUCAAAUGAAAAUGUGUAUUUUAUUAUUUUUUUAAAGAAGUUCUAUUCAAAAUGUAGUUCAGUUUGGAUCAACUUCUCAGGAAAGGGCAUUAGCAGUUUAUGUUCAAAAUAACAAAUAUAUGUCUAAAAAUACAUAAAAAAGAGAAAAAAAACGAAUCAUCUAAUCACAGCAUAUAGUUUAUCCAUAACAUUCAUACAUGUCUUGCUAUUAUGCUAUUAUGAAUAUCCAAACACUGUAUGUAUUUAUACCAAGUCUGCAGCUAGACAUUAAUAUGGCUGCAGACUGUCUGUGUCGUUGUAGCCUCAUUUCACUCAAAUACAUAUGCAUCCAUAAAUAUUAUCUGGAACCGUUGGGCUGAACCUCCAUACUGUGGACAGUCAGUAGCAUUAGCUCUAGUUGAGCUAAUCUCUCUAUCAAAGCUCUCACACAGUAUUUAAGCUGAGCUAAUGCUUUAAAGUAUAUUUUCAGAAAUCACUCUCCAUACUCGCCGGCUGCUACAGAGGCCUCUGCAGUGCACAUCACCAUCAAAGCCCUCUCAUUAUUAUCAAUCAAAUGUUGCUGCCUCAUAUUAUCAGCUGUGUUGUCAUGGAACUCUGUAGACUUUAUGCAUCAACAAGCUUUAUGCAUAUAGAAAAUAUGCAGUAACAAAAGCUUAUUUGGGACAAAGCAUUUAUUUUCCUACUACAGCACAUGCACUGAGUUUCAAUGCUGAAACCAAGCGAAGGGCCAAACCACUAUGAUGACGACGUUUGCAUUUAACAUCACAAACUCUGAGCUUCACUGUAGUGGAUGAAGCUGAUCUGUAUGCACUGCUAAAUGAUCACCAUCAUCCCAUGAUAACUAACAGAGGGGGAUAUCAUCAUGAACUAGCGUCCUGUCUUCAUGUUUAACUGUCACUCCUCCAGUAUGCACAUGUACCAAAAUGCUUGAGCGUUUCAUUGUAGAUUUAAAUUAUCUGUAUAGGCUUCAUGUACACAGCUGUACAGACGUAGUUUGUCCUCGGCGUCGAUCCUUUAUUUCUGUGCUUCAUCCUCCUUCUACUAACCCGGGCCGGGGUAUCUCUCACGCUGACCUCUCAAUGCAAAUUGCAUGCCCUCAUCUGUAAAUACUGUGUUUAUAGUUGUGGCAAAAAAAACAACAAUCUGGGUAAGGAUUUCCUUUCUUUCUUCCCUCUGCGUGUCUUGUCCGUAUAAAGCGAUCUAGAUUUAGGCUUGGCUGUUUUGACCAUCUUAGAUGAAUGCAUGUUCUCUGUGUUUUUACCAAGCGGAGGAAACAGAUUGAGAUAUUUAAGGCCUUUUCUGCCAAUCAGACAUGUCAUACAACAGGCUGUUCUCAUCCAAUGUUUGUACUUAUACCUAGAAAAGGUGACACUAACACGUAGAUAAUCCAUGUAAUCGUGAGCCAAGAGGCCCAGUUUAUUCUAGACCAUAUUGACGUUUCUUUUUGGGGGCGACCUCUAGUGGCCGAAGUAAUUAUGGAGCAAAGGAGGAAGUCAGAUGAAGUAUAAAGAGCGACAACGCUCUUAAGGACAUUGGGGUGGAUCGAUGGGUCAAAAAACACAGGGCUUUCACCCGCUGUUUGUGUCCCCUGUGAAACUAGGGGCACGUUCAACCCCCCAAAAACGUAGCAAAUUUUUGUAUAUAUCAUAAAACAGUGGUACAUUGAACACCCUGUUGUGAAUGCAAGCACACUGCCACACUGUAAUCCGAAGGUUUACUUAGACUACUAGCUACAAAUUGGAUCUCUGACCCACCCACCGAACAAGGGAAAACAUACAUCCAAACUGGUUACAUACUGUUUUGAGGUAACAUGAAAUUCAGCAAAACAUAGUAAAAGAUAGUGUUUAGACUGAACGUGUCCCAAAAGACGAUGUUGUUAUAUUAAGUUAACUUGUAUGUAACUUACAUACAGUAUGUAACUUCAUCACAUUCUACGUGACACACGUAACUACGUCAGGAGAACUUAUUUUAACCCACACCAUAAUCUUUAAUCUAAACCUAACCGAGUACUAAUGUUUAAGUAGAAUGAUCAUAUUUCGGAAGAUAUCAUACAAACCAGUGGGUUUCAGCUCUUUUUUAACCGUUGGCUUGAAAAGACUGAAUAUGUGGAUGCUACUUCUGUUGGCCUCCCCUCAGUUGAUCUUAAAAAAAUGUCUCUGUACAAAAAGGAGAACUUCUUGAUGGCUGCUUAAAAUAUCAUCAAUUUCUUAAAGAGCAGCUCAAAAUAUUUGAUUAGUUAGCUUCAUCGUGCUUUUGCUGUGUGUGUAAAUCAUUAAAGCCAGAUGCUAAACGCUAACACCCUAACCUCAUUGCUAACGGAGCAUGCUAUUAACUGAGAUUCAGAACAUUAAUUGUUUAGAUGUUCAGUUUUUAAGAUGUUUAAAAAAAAACACUGAAGCGAGUGAAUGGAAAGUAAAAUGACACCUCAGCUCAUUUAAAACAACAAAAGGCCUUUUGGUUCUGUGAUAAAAACAGAUCUUUGGCCCCAUGUGACACUGUAGCAUUUUAUUAGUUUGUAGCUCAUUCAUCAGUUUAGCCUUUAUGAGUUUAAAGGGGAAGUUCACUCCUUUGAGAUUUAGCUCUUGUUUUGAGCUACAUGUGUUUUACAGCAUAUAGACGGACCGAGACUACAACUUUUGUUGCCUGCACUUACAUAAAACUGUGAUUAUAAACAUCAUUGAGAUCACACACACCAGUUGAUGUCAUAUCUGAGGUAUUAUUACUAAGUUCCUGACAUGAGUCAAGUAUUUAUAAACCUUAAAUUUAAUUACCUGCCUUUAAAUUAUCAGUAAAAAAUAAAACAAAAAUGCUUUACAGACAACCGGAAUUCAAAGCUGUUUCAAACUAACACACAAAUAUUACUUUUGAUUAAUUUAUUUAAGAUUUUAAAUAUUUGAACUCAGGUCUACUAUAUGCAAAACUAUUGGACGUCACAUGGUAUAAGGAUAAAAUAAGCUGUUGUUAAUUAUAUGAUUUCAGUGUUGUGUGGGCAUGUACAGUAGCAGAUUCUCUUGCACGGUCACUUUGUUGUUUUUGAUUGUUAGUCAGACUGAUUUGUUGUUUUAUUGGUUAGUCAGAUUAUUUUCUGUUUGUUUGUUUGUUUUUCUCUUUUAAUAAGAAACUCUGGGAGAUUUAAUUUUAAAAAAAUAAGAAAAAAGUUUUAAAAAAUCCCUAAGUAA